Messenger RNA from Lepisosteus oculatus (spotted gar), 1384 nucleotides. It is a transcript of the gene hadh, whose product is annotated as hydroxyacyl-CoA dehydrogenase. Gene Ontology annotation, biological process: fatty acid beta-oxidation. Gene Ontology annotation, molecular function: (3S)-3-hydroxyacyl-CoA dehydrogenase (NAD+) activity; NAD+ binding. The record is from RefSeq and is a predicted model, not a curated record. Gene Ontology annotation, cellular component: mitochondrion. Lineage: Eukaryota; Metazoa; Chordata; Actinopteri; Semionotiformes; Lepisosteidae.
CCCGGAGUCUGACCUUCCCACUCCUCCGCGCUGCGCGCUGUCUCGGCUGGCGGAGAAGUGCGGGUUUGUCUGCGCUGCAGAGCAGGACUCGGCCCAGCCUUCACUUCAUCUGCGCUUGAGAGAAAUCAUGGCUUUUGUCACUCACCAGAUCAUAAGGAGCCUUUCUUCCUCCGCCGUCAGAAGUGGCGUUAUAAAACAUGUCACGAUUAUCGGCGGCGGGCUGAUGGGUGCAGGAAUCGCGCAGGUUGCUGCAUCAACGGGCCACUCUGUAGUGCUGGUGGACCAGUCAGAAGAUAUACUAAAGAAGUCCACCAAAGGCAUUGAGGACAGCCUGAAGAGAAUUGCCAAGAAGAAGUUUGCAGACAAACCUGAGGCGGGGGCAGAGUUUAUUCAGAAGGUCCUGAAGAAUGUCACCACCUCCUCAGAUGCUGCAUCAGUGAUUCACAGCACUGACCUGGUACUAGAGGCCAUUGUGGAGAACCUGAAAAUCAAGCAGGAUCUCUUCAGUGGGCUAGACAAGUUUGCCCCAGAUCACACUAUAUUUGCCAGCAACACCUCUUCGCUGCCCAUCACUGACAUAGCCAAUUCAACCUCCAGACAGGACCGGUUUGGAGGACUUCACUUCUUCAACCCGGUGCCUUUAAUGAAACUUGUGGAAGUCAUUCGAACACCAAUGACUAAUCAGAAGACCUUUGACGCUCUUCUGGAAUUCAGCAAAGCUCUGGGGAAACAUCCAGUUUCUUGCAAAGAUACUCCUGGCUUUAUUGUGAAUCGUCUGCUAGUUCCAUACAUGAUGGAAGCCAUUAGGCUACAUGAGAAAGGUCAUGGAUCAAAGGAGGAUAUAGAUGUUGCCAUGAAGCUGGGAGCUGGCUACCCAAUGGGCCCCUUUGAGCUGCUGGAUUAUGUUGGGUUGGACACCUCUAAAUUUAUCAUCGAUGGCUGGCAUGAAAGGGAUCCAGACAACCCCUUAUUCGCUCCCAGCCCCAUGCUGAAUCAACUCGUGGAGCAAGGGAAGCUGGGGAAGAAGACUGGAGAGGGAUUCUACAAGUACAAGUAACAGGCGGCCUUCCAUAACGGCUAAGGGGCUGCCUCUCUUCCGCCCUUUAGAACGCUGACAUUGGCUUGGAAAGAGAAAAGGGACAGCGACUGAAAGUAAAAUGUGAAAGGUGCUGUGAAUCUGAAGGGGGUGUGUUGCGCUAUGCAUUCGAAGGUUGUAUUGUUGUCGCACUUAUGAAAUUUCAGGUGCAGCCUCGGUGCCUUCUGAAGCACUAAAAUGAAACGUUGUUGUGGUGGAACUUCUUUGCCUUUUGUUGUUCUUCUGGAUGUCAUCUUUGUGACUGACGUUUUUGCAGGUGUUUGUGUCAUUAAAGGUUCAUUGAAGAUA